This is a messenger RNA of Echinops telfairi (small Madagascar hedgehog), 3538 nucleotides long. It is a transcript of the gene NLRP3, whose product is annotated as NLR family pyrin domain containing 3. Gene Ontology annotation, biological process: inflammatory response; negative regulation of acute inflammatory response; negative regulation of non-canonical NF-kappaB signal transduction. The transcript has 9 exons. NCBI's taxonomy places the organism in Eukaryota, Metazoa, Chordata, Mammalia, Afrosoricida, Tenrecidae. The record is from RefSeq and is a predicted model, not a curated record. Gene Ontology annotation, molecular function: sequence-specific DNA binding; DNA-binding transcription factor binding. Gene Ontology annotation, cellular component: cytoplasm; NLRP3 inflammasome complex. Bases 1 to 3102 code for a protein of 1033 amino acids.
AUGAGGAUGGCAAGUGUGCGCUGCAAGCUGGCAUCUUACUUGGAGGAGUUAGAAGACAUAGACUUGAAGAAAUUCAAAAUGCACUUGGAAGACUAUCCUCCCCAAAAGGGCUGCAUCUCACUCCCCCGGGGCCAGACCACAAAGGCAGACCACCUGGAUCUGACAACCCUGAUGAUUGACUUCAAUGGGGAGAAGAGGGCAUGGAGCAUGGCCAUAUGGAUUUUUGCUGCCAUCAACCGGAGAGACCUUUAUGAGAAAGCUAAGAUGGAAGAGCCAAAGUGGGAUAAUGCAUGUGAUUCUAAACCCACUGUGAUAUGCCGUGAAGAGAGCAUUGAAGAAGAGUGGAUGGGAUUACUCAGUUAUCUUUCCAGAAUCUCUUUUUGUAAAAAAAAGAAAGAUUACUGUAGGGCAUACCGAAAGCAUGUAAGGAGUCGAUUCCAGUAUAUUGAAGACAGAAAUGCACGUCUGGGUGAGAGUGUGAACCUGAACAAACGGUAUACCCGCCUGCGCCUCGUCAAGGAGCACCCCAGCCAGAAGGAGAGGGUGCAGGAGCUUCUCGCCAUUGGUCAAACUGCAGCCAAGACCAGGGACAGUGCCAUGAGUUCCAUCAAGAUAGAGCCCCUGUUUGACCCUGAUGAAGAAAACACAGAGCCUGUACACACGGUUGUGCUCCAGGGAGCAGCAGGCAUUGGGAAAACAAUACUGGCCAGGAAGAUUAUGUUGGACUGGGCAUCAGGCAAGCUUUAUAAAGACAGAUUUGACUAUUUAUUUUAUAUCUACUGCCGAGAGGUGAGCCUCAUGACAAAGAAGAGUCUGGGAGACCUGAUUAUUAGCUGUUGCCCUGACCCCAAACCUCCCCUAUCCAAGAUAGUGAGCAAGCCAUCCAAAAUCCUCUUCCUCAUGGAUGGCUUCGAUGAAUUGCAAGGAGACUUCGAUGAGCACAUGGGGGACUUCUGCACAGAUUGGCAGAAGGCCGAGAGAGGAGACAUUCUACUGAGUAGCCUCAUUCGAAAGAGGCUGCUUCCUGAGGCCUCCCUGCUUAUUACCACACGACCCGUCGCCCUAGAGAAGCUCCAACAUUUAUUGGACCAUUCUCGUCAUGUGGAGAUCCUGGGUUUCUCAGAGGCCAGGAGGAAGGAAUAUUUUUUCAAGUAUUUCUCCGAGGAGCACCAAGCCAAGGAAGCCUUUCGGUUAAUUCAGGAGAACGAGAUCCUCUUCACCAUGUGCUUCAUUCCCCUGGUUUGCUGGAUUGUGUGCACUGGGUUGAAGCAGCAAAUGGAGAGUGGCAAAUCCCUUGCUCAGACCUCUAAGACAACCACUGCUGUGUACGUCUUCUUUCUCUCAAGUUUGUUGCAACACAGAGGAGGAACUCAGGAACACCCUCUCUCUGCCAACCUCCGAGGACUCUGUUCUUUAGCUGCUGAUGGCAUCUGGAAUCAGAAAAUCCUCUUUGACGAGGACGACCUCAGGCUACAUGGCCUGCAGAGGGUGGAUGUGUCAGCUUUCCUGAGGAUGAACCUCUUCCAGAAAGAAGUGGACUGUGAGAAGCUCUAUAGCUUCAUUCACAUGACUUUUCAGGAGUUCUUUGCUGCAAUGUACUACCUGCUGGAAGAGGAGGAAGAGAGGGAAAUGAGGAACAUGUCACAGCACAUGCUUCCCAACCGUGAUGUGACAGUUCUUCUGGAAAAUUAUGGCAAAUUUGAAAAGGGAUAUUUGAUUUUUGUUGUUCGUUUCCUUUUUGGCCUGGUAAACCAGGAGAGAACCUCUUACCUAGAAAAGAAACUAAGUUGCAAAAUUUCACAGCAAAUCAGGCAAGAAUUGCUCAAAUGGAUAGAAGCUAAAGCCAAGGCCAAGAAGCUGCAGAUACAGCCCAGUCAGCUGGAAUUGUUCUAUUGCUUAUAUGAGAUGCAGGAGGAAGACUUUGUGCAAAGGGCCAUGAACCAUUUUCCUAAAAUUGAGAUCAACCUCUCCACCAGGAUGGACCAUGUAGUUUCCUCUUUUUGCAUUGGGAACUGUCAGCGUGUAGAAUCACUUUCCCUGGGACUUUUUCAUAACUUGACCAAGGAGGAAGAAGAAGAGGAGGAGGAAGGUCAACGCCAUCAUGUGGUCAGUUGUGUCUCACCAGGUUCACAUGAUGCCUGCUCUUACCAUCUUGUGAACUACUGCCUCACUUCUAGCUUUUGCAGGGGCCUCUUCUCAGCCCUGAGCACUAACCAGAGCCUUACUGAAUUGGACCUCAGUGACAAUACUGUAGGAGACCCAGGAAUGAGGGUACUGUGUGAAACACUCCAGCAUCCUGGCUGUAACAUUCAAAGACUAUGGCUAGGGCGGUGUGGACUGUCCCAUCACUGCUGCCUGGGCCUUUCUUCAGUCCUAAGCAGCAACCAGAAGCUAGUGGAAUUGGAUCUGAGUGACAAUGGCCUGGGAGACUCUGGGGUCAGACUUUUGUGUGUGGGACUGCGCCAUUUAUUCUGCAAUCUGCAGAAGCUGUGGCUUGUCAGCUGCUGCCUCACAUCAGACUGCUGUCCGGACCUUGCAUUAGUCCUGAGUACCAACCAGUCCCUGACCAGACUUUACAUGGGGGAAAACGCCCUGGGAGACUCAGGAGUGGGGAUUUUAUGUGAAGAAAUAAAGCACCCACAAUGUAACCUGCAGAAAUUGGGAUUGGUGAAUUCUGGCCUCACAUCAGCUUGUUGUCCGGCUCUGUCCUUGGCACUCAGCACCAACCAGAACCUCACACACCUUUACCUAAGGGACAAUGCUCUAGGAGACAAAGGGGUCAAGGUGCUCGGUGAGGGACUCAUGAACGCCAACUGUAAGCUUCAGAUGCUGGAAUUAGACAACUGCAAUCUCACCUCACACUGCUGUUGGGAUCUUUCUACAGUUUUGACUUCUAACCAGAGUCUGCGCAAGCUGAGUCUGGGCAACAAUGAUCUUAGUGACUUGGGUAUCAUGCUUCUCUGUGAAGUACUCAAACAGAACUGCCUCUUGAACAGUCUGCAGUUGAGUAAGACAUAUUUCAAUAAUGAGACAAAAUGUGCAUUGGAAACCCUCCAAGAAGAGAAGCCUGAGUUAUCCAUUGUCUUUGAGCCUUCUUGGUAGUGAUGGAAGCAGGGCAUCCAGACACCACGUUUUGUAGCACUCACGUGACGACUGCGAAUGAAUGUUCCUCCAUCCAAGGUCAAGACCACAGCUCUGUGACUUUUCCGGCCCAGAGUCAGACAGUGAAAGCUUACUGUUGUCAUUAUGUAGGGAAUCCGAGCAGCUUCUUUAUCUUUGGGUGGAAGACUGCAAUGAAUAAUAAAGAUCAUAUUGUUCUAACCAUAGGGCCUUUGUUAGAAGGUAGUUUGCCUUGAUGGACUUGUGUGAUUAGCUCAUGCAAUAAAGCAUUUUAUAUUUUUGCUGCCUUUUCACUCUCUUUAGUGCUCCUUUUCUUUCCAUCUUUUUCACUUGUUUAUUUUUAUUGCUGUUAUCCUUUCUGUCAUCUUUUUCUAACUGACCAUAGUAUAGAAUGAGAUAAUUAUUUAUUGUGUUAUAA